Messenger RNA from Paramecium sonneborni, 634 nucleotides. Lineage: Eukaryota; Ciliophora; Oligohymenophorea; Peniculida; Parameciidae. The record is from the annotation of a GenBank genome assembly.
AAUGAUUAUUGAGGAAUAAAUUGAAGAAAAUUUGAUAUAUAAAGCAAUUCACAAAAUAAGAGUGAAUUACCAAAAGAAAAUAGAUAGGUAGAUGAUAAUAAAUAGAUUUAGAUACAUUUUGUAUAGAAAAUCGAGAUGGAUUGGGAAUCUUUUAUUGAUUUUAUUGUAUGUAAAUCGGAUUUCAGAAAUAGGUGGAUAUCAUAUUGUUACUUAUAUAUACUGUGUUUAUCAAUUGUAAUUAAUAAUUGAGUAUUUUACUCCUCUUGGUUUACCACCAGUAAAUUUAGAGGAUGAAGAAAAUGAAGAUGAUUAAUUUCAAAAUGAUUGUAAAGCUUUAAAAAUGAUAUGAAAAGUUGUUGAAUUGCCAACGACGAUUAGUAAUAAGAAUGAGGUGAAUGAUAAAGAAUAUAGACCAUUACUUAGAACAACAUCAGAGUUUAAGGCUUGGUAAAAUAGUGUAUUUUCUGUCAUUUUUGCUUAUAUGUGUACUUACAUUAAAUUAUGCAAUAUACCUGUUUAUUGGCCAUUUUUAUUCAGCUAUUUCUUUGUUAUCGUUGGAAUGAGUAUUCGCAAAUAUAUAAAGCAUAUGAAAAAAUAUGGGUAUACGAUUCUUGAUUUUACAAAAAAAAAGUGA